This is a messenger RNA of Colletotrichum destructivum, 588 nucleotides long. RefSeq names its product Putative P-loop containing nucleoside triphosphate hydrolase. Bases 1 to 588 code for a protein of 195 amino acids. The transcript has 3 exons. The record is from RefSeq and is a predicted model, not a curated record. NCBI's taxonomy places the organism in Eukaryota, Fungi, Ascomycota, Sordariomycetes, Glomerellales, Glomerellaceae.
AUGCCACCUUCAGAGUCAAAGUCGUACGAACAGGACCUCGAGAUGGAACCAAUCUUUGCGCAAGCCUUAAAUAGCAUCCCAAGUAAUAACGGAAAUCCCACAAAGGAAGGUGCACCAGUCGUCUGGCUCAACGGAUACCCUGGGACCGGCAAGCUCACCGUCGCCACCGCGCUCAUCGACCAAGUAAAGAUCUCGCGCCGAAACCCUCGAUACUGGGACGCAAGGAAGACCGAGAGACGGCUGGUUUUCGAGAAAUACGUACUCUCCAAUAGCCACAAGGACAGGAUCGUCAUAUUUACCGAUUUCCAGACCGAAACGAACAACGGGGCCGGUACGUCCAUCGAGUAUCUCCAAGCAGCGCGGCAGGCCCGCCGCCCCUUUCUGCCCGUCUCGCUCACCUGCCAGGAAGACGAGAACAUACGCCGAGCGACGAAUCCCGCUCGGUGCGUCACCGAGUCGGGCCGGGUCCUGAACAAGCUGACGGACGGGUCUUCGUUGAGACGGCUCCGGAGACUGGACUUGUUCGACUUUGACGACCUCGUCCACUACGAGGACACGAAGAUGGAUGGGUUGAUCAUCGAUAGUUAA